This is a messenger RNA of Cricetulus griseus (Chinese hamster), 1575 nucleotides long. The record is from RefSeq and is a predicted model, not a curated record. Lineage: Eukaryota; Metazoa; Chordata; Mammalia; Rodentia; Cricetidae.
AUGGACACUCAUGACCUGUCCUGGGCCAACUGGAUGUGCCCCUUGCCUGUGGCACCAGCUAAAUCUUCCUGGCUGGCCUACCCACAAGGCUCAGACCCUUGUGCCCUGCAGAAGACAUUCCUGGGCAUGACCCCACAGGGUCUCAGAGAGGAUGCCUCAAACAUGAAGCUCCAGACACCAGGCCUGCACGAAGAUUCUAUGGACAGUGAGAAACUCACAGCCAGGAACUCACCGAACAGAGAUGAGAUGGCAAACCAGAUGGAAAGAGGCUCCUGCCUAUCCUUCCCUCCUCACACCAGCUCCUCCCAGGACUUCAGGAUGGACAGAGAGAGCCCUAGUCCCUCGACCUUCUGGCCCUGGCUUCCUCCCACUGUCAUCUCCAAGGAACUCCCUAUCCACACCUACCCAGUCUUCCCUGGGUACCCACUGCUCCUGCCUCCCUCUUACCUAUUCACUUACGCGGCCCUAUCUUCUGCCCAAUGUCCGCACCUCUUCACGCUGCCCCCAGACCCCUCAUACCCCAUUGUGGCCCCACCCAGCUUGCUUAUGACAAUCAAUAGAGCUGGGCCCCAGAUCACCCAGGAGAAGCCCCUGCUUUUCUCCUCGGGGGCUUUCCAGAGUGCUAGACACACCCUAUGCUCCCAGGUCAGAGAUGCCUCAACCCUCUCCCCAGGACAGGCUGGUGUGGCAGCGCCUGCAAAGCAGCCAGGCUCCCAGGCCGGUGUCGUUACUCUGCCCUACCCUCUGAAGAAAAAGAAUGGUAAAAUCCUAUAUGAGUGCAAUGAGUGUGGCAAGAACUUUGGGCAGCUCUCCAAUCUCAAGGUCCACCUGCGUGUCCACAGUGGGGAGCGUCCAUUUCAGUGUGCCCUGUGCCAGAAGAGCUUCACCCAGCUGGCCCACCUGCAGAAGCACCACCUGGUGCACACCGGGGAGCGGCCCUACCAGUGCCGGACGUGCUUCAAGCGCUUCAGCAGCUCCAGCAACCUCAAGACCCACCUUCGCUUGCACUCGGGUACCCAACCCUUUCAGUGCAACGCGUGUUCCAGUCACUUCACCGCGCAUGUCCAUCUGAAGCUGCACCACAGGCUGCAGGCUCCACGGCCCCAUAGCCUGGCCCACACCCACAUACCCCUCCCCUCUCUCACCUGCCUUGCCCAGUGGCGCCAAGGACCGCUAGGUCUUGUGGGAGCUUCAUCAGAGAAGAUGGGCUGGGAUGUGGACCAGGUCAAGGUGUCCUCCUCGGUGUCCGGGAAAUCAAGGGCAGCCAGUCUGAGCAGUGGUGUCCAACUCCCCGAGUGCUCACACAAAUCUACCUCCGACAAACCCAGAGGCGUGAAGUUUCAAGACGGACCGAGUAGAGAGCAGGAGCUCGGGAAGGGGAGGUCGGUGUGGGAGCGCUGGGCACGGUCCCCUGGAGGUGCACCUGCAGGUCCAGGACAGCAUCUGGAUCAGGUCCCGCCCGAGGCCCUUGGGAGCCAGGCGGCUGUUUGCUCAGGGGGACGGGCCGGAGGAGGCGCUUCGCUGCCUGGACGGAGGAUCCGGGUGACACUUGCAGCCAAGUGCCCCACCGGCUGA